Molecule: messenger RNA, 891 nt
Organism: Pistacia vera
Lineage: Eukaryota; Viridiplantae; Streptophyta; Magnoliopsida; Sapindales; Anacardiaceae
Product: protein FAR-RED IMPAIRED RESPONSE 1-like
Exons: 2
Coding region: 1-891 (296 amino acids)
Source: RefSeq, a predicted model, not a curated record
AUGAAUCAGGAUAAUCAAUUUGAAGAAGUUGAAGAUAGAGGAAGUACAGAGGAGGAAUGGGAGCCGAAGCCUAGGAUGAAUGGGUUUGAAGUUAUUAUAAGAUCCUCAAGGAAAGGAGAUGAUGGAGAGGUGACAAACGCAACACUAGCUUGUUCUUGUACUGGGAAAUCGAGUAGUGACACCCGAAAUGCUUUUAAAUUGUACCCAGUGACAAAGACGGAUUGUAAGGCUCAGGUUGGUGCAGUUGUACGUGGUAAUGGAAAAUGGAAAAUAUGUUCAGUGGGGUUGAAUCAUAACCAUGAGCUCAGUAGCCCAACAAAAACUAGAUAUUUCAAGAACAAUCGUGGUAUACAACCAUACGUGAAAAGGAGACUUGUAGUAAAUGAUAGGGCCAGGAUUAGGCCGAAUAAAAAUUUCAAUUCCAUGUCAGUUGAAGCAGGCGGUCCUGAGAAUUUGACUUUCUUGCAAAAAGAUUGUAGGAACUAUAUUGAAAAAGUUAGGAGGAUGCGACUUGGUGCCGGGGACGCUUAUGCAAUCCAAAAAUAUUUUUUGAAGAUGCAAAAAGAUAAUGCAAAUUUCUUUUACAUGAUGGAUUUAGAUGAGGAGGGUCGAUUACAGAAUGUUAUAUGGGUGGAUGCAAGAAGUAGGGCUGCAUUUAAGGAAUUUGGCGACGUUGUCACAUUUGACACUACAUACUUGACCAACAAGUAUGAUAUGCCAUUUGCGGUGUUUGUUGGUGUUGACCAUCAUGGGCAUUCAACACUCUUAGGUUGUGGGUUAAUCUCCCAUGAGGACACGGAGACUUUUGUUUGGCUUUUUGAAUCUUGGCUUGCAUGUAUGUGGAAUUGUGCUCUAAAUGCAAUGAUCACUGAUCAAGACAAGGCGAUGUAA